Cladophialophora bantiana CBS 173.52 is the source of this 2895-nucleotide messenger RNA. RefSeq lists its product as uncharacterized. The transcript has a single exon. Gene Ontology annotation, molecular function: protein binding. The record is from RefSeq and is a predicted model, not a curated record. Bases 1 to 2895 code for a protein of 964 amino acids. NCBI's taxonomy places the organism in Eukaryota, Fungi, Ascomycota, Eurotiomycetes, Chaetothyriales, Herpotrichiellaceae.
AUGGCGGCAACUACGACCCCUUAUAUUGCAUCUGUCGCGGAACUUCGAGCUCAGCUCUCUUCUAUGCAAGAAUAUCAGUUCAAACGGGUGCUCUUUCUCCGUGCACGGGCACUAUUUCAUUCCGGGAAACACUCUGGCAAUCAAGCUCAAGUGAAAGAAGCAGUGGAGGGAGCACAGUGCAUUAUCGGUCCUACGGCAGCCAUGUUCUGGGAAGAUCCAGGAAAGGCAGCCAGGCAAUUCUCUCUGCUACCGGACAACUACAUCCAGCAAGUACAUGAGGAGUUACAACAGCUUGUAAGCAUCAAUAUCCAGAAACUGCCAGAGAUCAUGUUGAAGCUGGCUGAAAAACUCCAAAGCAUCGCGACCAGGCCGGAGAAUGGGGAUCGAAAGUAUCUGGAUCCAGCCAUCGAAGUCAACAAUAAAGUGACAUCACUAUUGGAGGAGAAAAGUAAAGAAUGGACUUGGACGCUCUACUACUCUGCUGGCAUGCAUCAAAGAAGAUUUUGCUACAGAAAGCAAGACGAAGACCUUGAACUGGCAUUGGAAUCAACAGUUAUGGCGCUCAGAGCAAUGCGGAAAGAGGACAAACACUAUGAAGAUUGUCUUGAUCUGCUUGUCACCAUUUACGGACAGUUGUACGAACUAGGACGUGAGCUGCGAUAUCUGGAAGAAGGCCUUCGGUUUUCCAAAACGAUCAUUAACGCCGGAAGGACAACCGCAAGAACCACCUCGGAAUGGGUCAAAGUGCUAUUUGCCCAUUCGAAUCUACUAGGGUUAGAAUCCAUUCGCGCGUCUAACAGUGACAGCUUAGACGAAGCAAUGCGCUGCCUAAGCGAAGCAGUAGCACUCAAACCUGAGGAUCGGUCACUUUGUGCAAGCUUAUCAUUCAAUUUGGGCAGACGGCACCUUGAACGGUUCUGGCGUUCUGGCAAGAAUAGUGAAGUAGACCUGGUUAAGUCACUCAAACACCAUCACCGAGCCGUCCGAUUAGCUCCUCCCGGGCACACUAGCUACGGGCAAAUUUUGAAUGGGCUGGCGAAAGUUUAUCUGGAGAGAUAUGACAGGUUUCUGGAAUGGAGUGAUCUGAUCACGGCUUUUCACCUGUCCGAAAAGGCGGCAGUUGCGGUCAAUGGACAUCCAGAGCAACAAGCUGAUGUGCUCAUCCAAUUGGCAUCUGCUUUGGAGAGAGGGUUCGAAGCUACCGGCAUCGACUCCAGAUUGGAAGCCAGUAUUCGGUUGUACAAAGAGGCAAUGUCUCUAUCUGGCCCGCCAUUAGCGACCAAGAUCUUCGCUGCGAUAUUUGCAGGCAAAGCGCAUAUCUCGAGAGGAGAUACAACCGAAGCUCGCAAGACUUUCGUUUCUGCAGUCAACAUUCUCGAGGAGCUCAACAGCCAGAUCUUGAGUCGAGACGAUCAGCAAUUUAUUCUCAAAGCAUAUGGCGGACUCUCUACAGUUGCAGCAGCGCUCACUUUAGAAGCCAAUGGCGAGCCAUGGGAAGCAUUGCGAGUUCUAGAAAAGGGUCGUGGUUGCAUUCUCAAUGUAUCUAUGGACCGGCGAGCUGAUCUAGCGGAACUGAAGGAGAAAAGCCCAGAACUCUAUCGCGAGUACGUGACUUUACGCAAUUUAGUCUCUUUGGAAGCACCGAUUCAAAACACCCCAGCGGAGCAAGAACUAGAUACAAGCAGCACAAUUCUGGCUAUCAUGAAACAUCAGGAAGAGAAAGCGCAACUAGAAAAGCGCAUCGAAACCGAGUUCGGAAUCACACCUUACCAGCUCAAUAGUCCGCAGCAGUUUCAAAAACUAGCAGAGCUUGGGCCGAUCGUCGCGUUCAAUGCAUCGGGCAUUCGAUGUGACGCAUUUAUUGUGACGUCAGGAGAGGUCAAGGCUAUCAGACUUCCGGGAGUUCGAUAUGAAGACUUGAAGAAAUAUACAGAACUCUUGAAUGGACCAAAAGCGAUUACCGAAGGACCAAUAUCUACAUUAAGAUCCCGCAACAAGGAUUUACGCAAGUUUCUGAAAUGGCUCUGGAUUCAUGCCGUCCACCCAGUUCUCCAUGAGUUAAAACUUCUUUCUCGCAGUCCUUCUGAUCAUCUGCCACGAAUCUGGUGGGUUACUAGCGGCUUACUGGGACUCGCCCCUCUACAUGCGGCAGGACUUCCAGACAAUGAGAACGAAAACACAUACAGCUACGUAGUUUCCUCCUACAUCCCCACAAUUAAAGCACUCGCUCAGGCACGCCGAAGAAGCUACCAUGUCCAUUUGCAUGGGAAAAGUCCUUUGAUGGUCAAUAUGCCAGAGACUGAUGGCUACGCUAGCAAGCUCAAAACGUCGAGAGAUGUUGAAGCAAUCAGAGCCCGUCUAACGAGUGCAGGCAGACCAGAUCUAGAAAUUCUUGAAAUACCCUCGAAAUCCCAGGUUCUAAACAAGUUGAGCAAGGCCAGCAUGGUGUAUUUCGCUUGUCACGGGGAGGUAGAUCAAAACGAUCCUGCCAACAGCGGUCUCUUGCUCAAGCAAGGCCUUGACUUCAAGCCGGAGCGCCUGACAUUUCGAGAUCUCGCUAGACACAGUACCGAAUCUGCGAAAAUGGCAUGUCUCCUGGCUUGCUACACAGCCAAAAACGGGGACGAACAUCUAACCGACGAAAUGCUCCACAUUGUCAGCGGAUUUCAGCUUGCCGGGUUCCCUCAUGUCAUCGGCUCAUUGUGGGCGGUCGACGAUGACAUCGUAAAUGCUCUCUCGGACGCCUUCGCAAAGAAAAUCUCUGAGAGUGAUGGCGAUGAUGCCGCAAUUGCCAGGGCCCUGCAUGAUUCGGUAAAUACCCAAAGGAUGGUGGGAAAGCGCACAGUCAAUCGAGAUGUGCUUGGUUGGGCACCCUUCGUCCAUUUCGGAUGUUAA